Molecule: messenger RNA, 1263 nt
Organism: Lasiosphaeria miniovina
Lineage: Eukaryota; Fungi; Ascomycota; Sordariomycetes; Sordariales; Lasiosphaeriaceae
Exons: 2
Coding region: 261-833 (190 amino acids)
Source: RefSeq, a predicted model, not a curated record
CGGGCGCCGUGUCUGACCACGACCCUAGCGUCGCGCUGUUCAAUGUGUGCGGCUGUUGAUUCCGUGUGUCGGGGGAAGCCUAGAUCUUUCUCAUAAUGUCUCAAGAUAAUAAUACAGUUUCUUGUGUACCAUCAAUUAUUUGAAAUCAUAAAUUACUUCCCGAGAAUCUUUUCGUCGACCGACUUCAACCCAAAGUCCCAAUAAGCAAUAAUUAAGGGGUGAAAAAGGGGCCUCGUAUAAGGCAGGCGUUGUAGCACAGAAUGCAACGCUCUCGGCCGCCCUGGCACCUGACACUGCGGGUUGAUGGCGGACUGGCGAGUGGUGUAGCAGCAGGAGGAGGAGAAGAUGGGUUGUCUGUUCCCGAGGAAGUUCCCGAGGCAGGCUCUGAUGAGCCGGUGGCUGGAGUCGAUGCAGUCGGCCGAGGCGUGUCAAAGAGGCCGAAAGUCCCCCUGAGCAUCCUCAAGGACUUCAUCCUCGACGGGCUGGCAUACAAAUCGAUGCGGGACCGCGAGGAAGAGGUUACCGAAGCGCACGGCAAGACUUUUGAGUGCAUCUUUGGCGCCGGCGGAGACUCGACAGACACCGGCAAGCAACACAGCGGCGGCCACGCAUUCCGGACCUGGCUGGAGGCCGACGGCCUGGGGCCUCUCUUCUGGAUCAGCGGCAAGCCGGGGUCAGGCAAGUCGACGCUGACGCGGUUCCUUUCGGACACGGCGCGACGACGCAGUGCCUCGACACUUGGGCCCAGGGCCGCCCCGUCAAGAUCUGUCUCUCGUCGCGGCCCUGAGAUGUCUUUGAAGAGGCGUUCCAGCACCACGCGAUCCCGAGCCUGAAGCUGCAGGACCUCACGUUUGCCGACAUGCGCAUGUACGCCUCCGACAGCCUCCGACAGAACGCGCACGUCAGGCGGCUGGCGAAGAAGAACCCGCCACAGUACGACAGGCUCGUCAACAAGACCGUGCAGCGGGCGGACGGCGUGUUCCUGUGGGUCCGCCUCGCCGUCAGCCGGCUAAUCCAGGAUUUCGAGCCCGGCCAGGGCAUGGCCGGCCUCGAGGCCACGCUCGACUCGCUGCCGCGGGAGCUGGACGAGCUGUUCGAGAAGCUGCUGUUUCUUGACCCCAAAACUGACCAAUCCCCAUUUUUUGACCACUUGAUCCCUCGCCGCUUUUGCUCAGCCCAGAUCAGCCCUGGCUCAGCUUCGGCUAACAUCUGCUCGAUUGGCCUUCGCAAUUUCGCCAAAAGUUGCAACUCCUACCGAGGAGC